This is a messenger RNA of Octopus sinensis (East Asian common octopus), 420 nucleotides long. Its product is annotated as tigger transposable element-derived protein 6-like. The record is from RefSeq and is a predicted model, not a curated record. Gene Ontology annotation, molecular function: DNA binding. Bases 1 to 420 code for a protein of 139 amino acids. Gene Ontology annotation, cellular component: nucleus. The transcript has a single exon. NCBI's taxonomy places the organism in Eukaryota, Metazoa, Mollusca, Cephalopoda, Octopoda, Octopodidae.
AUGGUGAAAGUUUGUAAUAUUCAAGGAUUUCAAGCAUCAAAUGGAUGGCUUGAGAAAUUUAAAAAUCGAUAUUGCAUUGCUUCCCGUGCUUUAUGUGGGGAAAAUCAAUUUGUUGAAACCUCUGUGAUUGAAAAUUUUACAGAAAGCCUCAAUAGAAAAUUAGAACAAUAUUGUUCAAAAAAUAUUUUUAAUUUGGACGAAACUGGAUUGUUUUUUAAACUUUUGUCGAACAGAACAUUAGCUGUUGACUCGGACAAAAAUCUGUCUAAUAAACCGAUAAAAGAAAGAGUAACUGUUAUGUUUUGCGUUAGUAUGAUGGGAGAAAAACUUGACCCAUUUGUUAUUGGAAAAGCCAAAAAUCCACGCUGCUUUAAAGGAAGAAGAAAUCUAAUUAAUAAUUUACAAGUGAAAUACAAAUAA